Molecule: messenger RNA, 423 nt
Organism: Pipistrellus nathusii (Nathusius's pipistrelle)
Lineage: Eukaryota; Metazoa; Chordata; Mammalia; Chiroptera; Vespertilionidae
Source: the annotation of a GenBank genome assembly
AUGGCUUCCAGCAAACCCUGGUCUUCCAACAAAGCUGCAUCUUCCAUCAAAUUUAUAGCUUCCAGCAUACCCACGUCUUCCAACAGUGACGUCUUCCAACAAAGUGACGUCUUCCAGAAAAUUCAUGUCUUCCGGAAUUUCAUGUCUUCCUACACCUCCAGGUCUUCCGGCAUCUCCAGGGCUUCCAGCAUCUCUACGUCUGCCAGCAUCACCACGUCUGCCAGCAUCUCCACGUCUGCCAGCAUCUCCACGUCUGCCAGCAACUCCAUGUCUUCCAGCAUUACCAUGUCUUCCGAAAACUACCCAGUUUUCCAACAAUGGGCUCAAAAUCCACGUCUUCUGUCUCCAGUGUACCGGUCUGCUAACAUUCAGGUCUUCCGGUGUCUCCGAUAUCCAGGAUCCACCAGCUUCAAAUAUCACUGA